Messenger RNA from Armigeres subalbatus, 1367 nucleotides. RefSeq lists its product as uncharacterized. Gene Ontology annotation, molecular function: RNA-DNA hybrid ribonuclease activity; nucleic acid binding. The record is from RefSeq and is a predicted model, not a curated record. Gene Ontology annotation, biological process: DNA replication, removal of RNA primer. Lineage: Eukaryota; Metazoa; Arthropoda; Insecta; Diptera; Culicidae. The transcript has 2 exons. Bases 129 to 1298 code for a protein of 389 amino acids.
UUAAACCUAAAUAUAUCAAAUGGAUUUACACAACAGUUGUACGACCAAUUUUGGCUUAUGGAUGUCUUGUGUGGUGGCAAAAGGGUGAAGUGAGGACAAUUCAGUCUAAAUUAGGCCAUCUUCAAAGGAUGUGCCUAAUGGCAAUGACUGGUGCGUUCUCUUCGACUCCCACGGCUGCUCUCGAGGUUCUUCUCGACGUUGUCCCACUACACAUACAUCUCAAACAAGAAGCACUUUCUUGUACUUACCGAUUAUGGGUUCUCGGUUUCAUGGAAGAGAAUCCUAUAAACCGCAGUUCUACACACACUUCGUUGUUACAACUCAUGGUUGAUUGGGACAGAACAGUCCUUGCUCCAAGUGAUCUCACACUCGCUAGUAGUUUUCCUUAUAGGACAUUUUCAACACAAUUCCCCUCGCGGGAUGAGUGGACAUCUGGCUAUUUGGAGAGAAGUAUGUCGGACAGCAUUGUUUGUUAUACUGACGGCUCCCUCUUCGAAGGUAGAGCGGGUGCAGGUGUCUACUCGCGUGAGCUAAGAUUGGAACAGUCACACUCACUGGGCAGACACUGCACUGUCUUUCAAGCGGAAAUAUUUGCCAUUAUGUGUGGAGUGCAAUCUGCACUUCAGAAACACAUAAUGGGCAAAGUAAUAUACUUCUGUUCAGAUAGUCAAGCAGCUAUCAAAGCCCUCGCUUCGGCCAACUCAAGGUCGAAGUUAGUAAUCGCAUGUCGAACUCAAAUAGAGGAACUGAAUUCAGUUAAUACAUUGCACCUUAUAUGGGUACCUGGCCAUUCGUCCAUAGCUGGAAACGAAUUGGCUGAUGAGUUAGCUCGCACUGGAGCAUCACAAGACUUUUUUGGUCCUGAGCCAGCUAUUCCAAUAUCUAAGUGUUGGGUGAAGCGUUUGAUUAGCUCUUGGGCUUCCACUCAGCACAAACAGUAUUGGAGUAGUUUGGAUUCAUGUCGACAAACAAAAUUGUAUAUCCGAGAGCCAUCUCCGGUAGUAGCUAACUAUUUAGCUAAUCUGUCUAAACAGAAUUGCAGUGUCUUAGUCAAGGCCUUGACAGGUCACUGCCGACUCAACUAUCACAUGGCAAAUAUUCAACGUGUUGAAUCCUUUGUCUGUGAUGGUUGUGAAUCCGAUUAUGGAACUUCUUAUCAUCUGAUAUGUAACUGCCCAGUUUAUGCGCAACUGCGUUUCCAAAUAUUUGGUAAACACUUACUAAGUGAAAUUGACUACAGAAACCUGAACCUUCAAAGCAUUCUGUUGUUCAUAACCCGUUGUGGUAAGGAGCUAUGAGCUUUUGUGCGUGAUGAGAAAGGCUGUGAAGGCGAUGGCACAAAUCUCCCGAAUUGAGGUGAACGUGCC